CAUCAUCCUUCUUCGCUCAUACGGGCGAAUGUGCUGCCUGCCGAAGGAAAGACGUGAAAAUUGUUGUACCACUCGUUGGGAGGUUUUUUCAUCUGCGGAUUGCGUUAGAAAAUUUCCAAUCUCCGCAGCUUGUGAAGGUGAUGAAAAUCGCUGGAAAGUGCUUCCGGAUGUAGGGACAGUUGGUAGUGAACCGAGUAGUAGGCUCUGCGCGUUAUGCAAGGUGCAGAAAAUUCCGAAAAGCUGAGGAUCGUCACCGCAUCGUACGUAGAGCGGCGCUGCUAAGGGAAACUCGUGAAAAGCGACGCACGGAAACGAGACAGGAAUAGGAGGACGGUCGCUUGCUGUUCCAUUCAGGGUGUGGUGAUUAUAGCGUAGAGUCUUUAUUCUCUCAGCUCUCGAACUGGUGGUCUUGUGGAGAGGACGUAUGAGGCACAUAUAUUGGUGAAACGUAGGAAGCGAUUGCGUAGCGGUGUCGCGCGCGCCAGGCAGAAGCGGGCCAACGCAGACGACGGCAAGGCAAGAGAAAAUCGAAACCUAAAAAACGCUAGUAGUAGUGCUGAUAGUAUCAACAGAAGUCCUGUACUGCAGAUCUAAUUGUUGGCCAAGUGCUUUUAUAUUGUACGGGCUGUGUAUCGGAACGAGUUAGCGCAGAAAGUGUUUAUUACUUCUAACCAGAAAAAAAUUGCACAUUUGUCACACAAACGGCAGUUGAACAAGAAAAAAAAAACAAGAGUUCAGGAUAGUUUUGUACUAGAAGAAAAACACCAUGAACGAGCUCGAGGCAUUACGGCAGGAAGCGGAAACGCUGAAAAAUGCAAUCCGUGAUGCGCGCAAAGUGGCCUGUGAUACAUCGCUAGUGCAGGCUACGAAUAAUCUGGAGCCCAUCGGUCGAAUACAGAUGCGUACGAGACGCACUCUGCGGGGUCAUUUAGCGAAGAUCUACGCUAUGCAUUGGGGUAGUGACUCUCGAAAUCUAGUGUCCGCUUCCCAGGACGGAAAACUAAUUGUGUGGGAUUCGCACACAACAAACAAGGUGCACGCCAUCCCGUUGCGUUCAUCCUGGGUGAUGACCUGUGCAUAUGCACCGUCCGGAAACUUUGUAGCCUGUGGUGGUUUGGACAAUAUUUGUUCCAUUUACAACCUUAAAACAAGGGAAGGAAACGUCCGAGUGUCGCGCGAACUACCCGGUCAUACGGGGUACCUUUCGUGCUGUCGGUUUCUAGAUGAUAACCAAAUUGUGACCAGCUCGGGUGAUAUGUCUUGCGGACUGUGGGAUAUCGAAACCGGUCAGCAAUGUACAUCGUUUCUCGGACAUACCGGUGACGUGAUGGCAUUGUCCGUUUCGCCUCAGUUCCGUGUGUUCGUUUCGGGAGCUUGUGAUGCUUCCGCGAAGUUGUGGGACAUCCGAGAGGGCCAGUGCAAGCAAACCUUCCCGGGACACGAGAGCGAUAUCAACGCCGUCACAUUCUUCCCGAAUGGGCACGCGUUUGCGACCGGUUCCGAUGACGCCACCUGUCGGCUUUUUGACAUCCGAGCCGACCAAGAGCUGGCCAUGUACUCCCACGAUAACAUCAUCUGCGGCAUUACCUCGGUAGCGUUUUCCAAAUCUGGUCGGUUGCUUCUGGCAGGCUACGAUGACUUUAACUGUAACGUUUGGGACACACUGAAAGCGGAACGAGCCGGUAUCCUAGCUGGCCACGACAACCGCGUGUCAUGUCUAGGCGUUACGGAAAACGGUAUGGCCGUUGCCACCGGGUCGUGGGAUUCUUUUCUACGAGUGUGGAACUAAGCUAUAUGUAGUCGUGCGGGUGUGCGUUUUUAAUUACCGAAAAUUCUACGAGGUAAGAAUCACAUUUUUAUAACAAAAAACACACAAGCUGUAAGAAAAGGAACCACAAAACUACACACACACACAAACAAAUAUUGAACAGUUUAGAAAAUUAAUAACAAAUUAUUAUUAUAUAAAUCAAAAUCUCAUUACUGAAAUUGUAAAAUAAUACUGUAGCAUUUUACUUUUCUAUACGUUAAUUAAAUCUACUGCGCUAUUUCGAAGACUGGGUUGGGUGCAAAUGUUACAGAUUUUCGUUUCAAGCUAGUUCAUACACGCGAAAUCUAGCCAUUUUAUUAAAAUCUACAUAUGAAUAACUUAUAGCGAAUCGCUAAUAAACCGAGAUCAAAUGAAACAAAAAGUCGAAACCAAGGGGAAGAAGGUCACUCUGCAAGAAGCACACUCUUCCAAACAAUACAUUAAAUUUGAGCAACACUUCUGAUGCCGAAAACUGUUGAUUUUGCCCAGCAUGGCUUAGCACCAAUGGACGAAUAUAUAAGUAUAUCGUGAAUGCAAAAUGAUGCUUAUGCAAAGUCAUGAACACAAAGAGAACGUAUAGCGAAUCUUACAAACACGCAGAAAGCUAGGAUUGUCUUCAUUUAUUUAGGUUAGCUUACUAUACAAUGCGUAUUUUCAAAAAAAAAAAAAAAAAACUAUCGAUUAAGAAACAAAUAAGUAUGUAAGUAUUUAAGCGCGAAAGCCAAUUAAUAUUUUAUCUUAUCUAUGUUCGUAGUAUAUAACCUUGAGUGCUCUAGUCAGAGAGAGGGUUUUGGGAUUUAAGCUUGACUAUCUUAACAUUUGAAUGCAUGCGCACGAAUGGCGCCAUCUGUUCGUAAUAUGGUGAUAAAUUUUUCUCCCAAAAUGGACUGAGAACCGGACUUUGGAGCUUUCAUUUAGGCUGUUGUCAGCUGGUGUGAACAGUCCGUUUUUGUUUCUAAAUCGGGCAUUUUCUGUCAUCAGUUCCCUUGAAUUUUCACUUCCGCGAUCAUGAGAAACAACGCUUCUAUCACAUUCAUAGUUUAUUGCAUCCUCACCUUUUUUCCUUCCGAUUACUCUAACAAAUUUUGAUGUUGCAGCCAACUUAAUGACGGAAACAGAAAUAGGCUGUGUGGAGGGUUACAGUUAUUUGUUUUUUUCUAAACCUAUCCGUUAAACAACUUUCUGUAGUAACUCCAAUUUUGCAGAUUUUCUUAAAUUUAGCUUCCAUUUAUUUUAAAGUCGCGAAGUAAUACAAUGAAAUAAUGAAUCGUAAAUAUUCAUGCUAAAAAGCACGCUUCGAGGCUGGUCCUCCAACUGAGGUUAUAUCUCUGUAGAAACUGCCCCAACAUGAUCGUAUAGGGGGCUUAACGGGCACGAUUAAGGUGUGUUCGGGUUCUUCUGAAGCUUUUACGUUUUUCUUCUUCUUUAUUUCAUUUGCCAGCCAGAAUUUCCCAUCUCAGAUCCCAACCUGCGUUUUGACCAAGAUAUUAUAACCUUAUCUGAAUCACUAAUCUAUAGGGAUAAACAAAAAGGAAAAUAAAAUGUCCGAAAAGUUUUAGAAAACACGGAGCAAAAUUACUGUUAUCGAUCAUUAUCUAUAGUCGUAAAAAUGUGAUGAGUGUGUAAAAACAUAGCAAAGAGUAAAAAUCAACAAAAAAGCAAACAAAAAAAAUGAAAAAAAUCGCUAAUAUAUUAAAAAUAAGACAACUAAAUUAGCAGGAAAAAAUUAUAGCCAUUAGCACAACCCAAUAUGUAAAACUCUAAUAAUUACCAACAAUAAGGAAAGUAAUUCGCCGGCUAGGAAGAACGUCAAGAAACAGUAUGAAUAAGCACACAAAGUAAAACGCUACAUGUAAUUGCCAAAGGGAAUCUUACUACGAGAGCAAAUAAAAUUCGCAUAAAAUUACUAAAAAUUA
Wyeomyia smithii (pitcher-plant mosquito) is the source of this 3723-nucleotide messenger RNA. Its product is annotated as guanine nucleotide-binding protein subunit beta-1-like. Gene Ontology annotation, molecular function: protein binding; signaling receptor complex adaptor activity. The coding region runs from base 767 to 1789 and encodes 340 amino acids. Gene Ontology annotation, biological process: G protein-coupled receptor signaling pathway. Gene Ontology annotation, cellular component: heterotrimeric G-protein complex; cytoplasm. The transcript is spliced from 3 exons. NCBI's taxonomy places the organism in Eukaryota, Metazoa, Arthropoda, Insecta, Diptera, Culicidae. The record is from RefSeq and is a predicted model, not a curated record.